UUACAAGUUUUAUGGAGCUAUGGCGAAUAAAGACAUCGAGAAAUUUUGCAAAGAUGGAUUGCUCCUUAGAGAUUACCGGAAACAUUACGAAGAAUUUUUAACUGGGGUGAAAGCAGCUAAAAAAUGGAAAAAUACUGUGUGUAAACUUGAAACGUGCCAUGUCACAUACAAGUAUCGAAAGGCGUUACUGCUGGCGUUUAUUGACAAGAAGAAGGCAGAAAACUUCAAAUUGACCGAUAAAACGAUAGAACAGUUUUUUCACGAACUUAAAGGCUUCUCAUACGCAGAAGAGGCUGCAGAGAAAUGCGAGGAAAAUGAAAGCAGAACUUAUAAUUGUCUUGCUAACAUUUUUGAUCGGGAUGAUUUCAAGGUAGAAGGUGUUGUUGUACGAAGAACAAACCAGGAAGCAUGGAUUUUGGUCAAGAAAACCUGCUCUUCUAAUGGAAAACAAGAGUUCGAAUACAUCGAACUUCUUCUCGACCUGAAGAAUUUCGGCGCAGAUGAUGUCAGCAGAGCAUUUCUUAAAGUGGGCGACAUUCUUGAGAUUUCAGUAGGUUUCAAAGGAGAAGAAAUAGCUCUGGAACCAGAAAUAAUUUGUUGUUACGAAUUAUACGAGGAAGAGAUGAAGACAUUUUUCAAACAUCUACACAUGGUAGAAAGUGAUGGAUCAUCAGCUAUUGUAGUUGAGUUGCUGAGGUGUCAUGCUUUUUGGGAAUACAUCCUUCAGCAUUCUUGGAAUUAUAGCAACCAGACAAAGGAAAAUUUUUCCCACGACAUCUUACUUAUUAUUGAUAAGAUAUGCUCCAGUAGUCAGAGAGGAAUGUUACCGACUGUUCAGGGAAUCGUUCAAGAAUUUUCAAAGACUACCUUCUUCAAAUAUGUCCUUCCUGAAAUAGUUGAGAAUAUAGCCAAAAAAAGUUGUGGCAGUGAAUCCUUUAAAGUGGUGCAGAAUGUUCUAGAACAUGUCCUAAAUGUUUCACCUUCCUCUGGUCGAAGAGUUCUACCAAUGGCAAACGUUCUCGCAGCAAGUUUAGUGAGCAGCUCCAGUGGGCAAUGUGCUGUGGAUUACCUGGCGAAGCUAUCACUCAUGGUUGCCAUUGCAGUGCCAGGAGUGCAUGCAGAUCUUGAGGCUUUGUCGUGGAGAGAACUUCCAUUGCUGCCGCUGAGUGAAGAAAUCCAUAAAGAUUCAAGAGAAACUAGAACAGCUGACUUACCAGUGAUCAAGAAAGAAGGGAAGUACCACUCAGAAAAAGAAUACCUGAACACUUACUUCAGACUUCUAAGAGCAGAAUGUUUUCACAAGUUGAGGGAUGGAGUUUCCAAGUUUCUGAGCAAAGGAAAAUGUGAUUCCAGGGAUGUGAUGAUUUAUAGGAUUACUCUGAAAGGACUACAUACUCUAUGCCGAGAAAACUGUCCAACCCCCAUGUCAAUUGGAUUGCAAUUUACAGUUGAUUCAGAGGAAAGGAUUGACUGGGGAUCUACAAAUUAUCUAGUCUAUGGAAAUCUACUAUGCAUUUCUUGCGAUGGCUCAUUUGAACAGCCUGUUUGGGCUGUAGUGGAAAAGGUAUAUCAUGAACAAAGAGUUAUGUGGGUGACACUCUGUGGUGAUAAAACAAAUAACAUAUCAGAAGCAGAAUUUGUAAUCCAACUACAAGGAAUUACAGAUAAUGGGAAAGAAGCUUACAUGGCUGAAAGCCAGACAUUUUACUUGUCUUUUGGUCCAGCUAUGGAUAUUUUGCAACACAAAGAUUCUGUUCCAUUCAAAGAGUUCCUAGUGUAUCCAGAGGCCAAACGCAUGUGCCAAGCUGACUACAUUAGUAAAGUAAAAGCUCCUCCUGACUGGGCAAUCAUAUUUGAGUCUCCACCAAAGUCACGUGACCAAGAUGAGUCUUCAGUGUACUCACUUGUGGAUGACUUUGAAAGGAUAAAAUUUUCAAGUACCAAGGCAAAACUGGAUGAUACACAACGUGAUGCAAUUGACCUUACAUUUAAGAACAAAGUGGCCUUAAUUCAGGGACCUCCAGGAACUGGGAAAUCUUUUGUUGGUGUGUCUCUUGUUCAUCUUCUGCUAUCAAUGUAUGUACCAAAGACAUUUGGACCCAUUUUGGUUGUCACUUACAAGAAUAAUGCGUUAGACCAUUUCCUUGAAGAGUGUCAAGGUUUAUCACCUAGGCCCAGGAUUAUUCGUGUUGGAAAGGGAUCAAGCUCAGAUAGGUUGAAGGACUGUCUCUUGGCUAAGGUAAAGUUAAAGUUUGUGUGGUCCGAAGUUCUCAAAACGCACAUGGAAAAGCUUAGAGUUCAACUGCAAAGUAUGCAAGAUCACGUGAAGGAGGCAUACUUGAAGCUUCAGGGUUCCUGGGUUUUUAAUGUUGAGAUGUUCAUCCAGACAGCCAAUGAAAAACAGGUUAGGGCACUCCUGGUAAAUACGGAGAUAGGAUCAAUUGACCAAGCUGAGGUGGACAAGCUACUCAAAGAGAGAAACAUGGACGGAUCGUAUAAAUCACACUCGAAAGGGCUUAUAAGAGAAGCACUAGAGCAGUGGCUUCCUCCUCAAGAGAAAUUUUAUCGGUUUGCCAGUGAGAAUGGAUUCCCAGGAGCGAGUGGCAAGCCGUCACACUCAGUUACUAACGAAGAAUGCACAAAGUCACAGCGUGCAAGAGCAAGACAGCGAAAACUAGAUCAAGAGGAGGAAAACUUCGAAAAUUUCAGAGAGCCUUCUGUGGAGGAAAAUGAACGAAUGUCCUCAGCCUUAGAGGACGACCUUCCUUCUGACGAUAUGCAAGGUAUUUCUGAUACCAGACCGUAUGACACAUCUGGAGAACGAAAACUUAUCGCAAUGGAUGAUAGAAGAGUUGCACCCUUCAAAAGAUACUCAGGUGACACAAAUAUCUGGGCUCUCGAUGAGCAUGCAAGAAUUAAGCUUGUGUAUGCUUUUCAAAGCUUGUAUGCUGAAAAAGCCCGUAAGGAGUUUCUUAAUGUGAGCAGAGAGACCCUGGAGAAACAUCAACAGUAUGCGGCGUUGAGAAAUAAGCACGAUAUUGAUGUGAUGAAGAACUGUGAAAUUCUUGGUAUGACAGUGACUGGUGCAGCCAUGAGAGCUAAUCUGCUGGAGGAAAUAAAGCCAUCAGUUAUGAUAGUUGAAGAAGCAGCGGAAAUCUUGGAGGGACAACUUGUUGCAGCUAUUCCACCCUCCGUUCAACACCUUAUUUUGAUUGGUGAUCACAAGCAGCUGAAACCUGUGGUAAAAAACUCCAGACUCCGAAGGAGUUGUCACCUUGAUGUCUCCAUGUUUGAGCGACUUGUGAACUGCGACAUUCCUUUAAUGCAACUUGAGUAUCAGUGCCGAAUGAGAGAGGACAUCGUUGAUUUGCUCCGAUCACUUAAUAUCUACAAGGAGCUUAAAACAAAGACGGAGCUCAUUUGCAAGUAUAAUCCCCCACAUUGUGUGGAGAAGAGCAUGUACUUCUGCUUCCACAAAAGUGAUGAGAAACCGUCAAAAGAUUCACAUAGCAAGCGAAACCCCACUGAGGCUAGGAUGAUCACGGAAGCUGCAAAAAAGUUUUGUAAAGGGGGAGUGGUGCGUCCAUCUGAAAUUACAGUACUUUGCGCAUAUCGAGGACAGAUAAGAGAAAUAAACGAUUCCUUCAAAUCUUCAAAUGUUGCGGAAAUGGCUGAGAUUAAAGUGACAACGAUAGACGCUUUUCAGGGGCAGGAAAAUAACAUCAUUCUGGUUUCUCUGGUCCGAAGUAACGCUGAAAACAAGAUUGGUUACUUGACGGAAAAGAAUCGUAUUUGUGUGGCAAUCUCACGCGCACGUUGUGGUUUGUAUCUCUUUGGAAAUCAAGCUCAGUUGGCGUCUGCGUCAGGAGUCUGGAGGGCUAUUGUCGAGUACAUGCGAGAGAAGGACUGUCUCGUCAAAGAAAUUCCAUUUCGUUCAAUCGACGAAACCGCUUCUAGUAGCCGCUCUGAAGGUGAAUCCGAGAGCGGUUCUUCCUUAAAAGGUAGAGCAAAAAGUGGAGCUCAAAACACAACCUUCAAUAUUCAAGCGCAGAAUGUCAAUAUAUUUAAUUUUAUUGGAGACCAAACAGUGGUGCAGAUUCCAGACAACUCUACGUCGGCAGAGAUGAUAACUCAACGUACUCAAACACCUGGGUCUGGUGGAACGCCAUCAGAAGAACCACAGAGCUAUUUAAUCGACAUAUCGAAGGUCAAGACUAAAGAGCAGAGUGAAGAGGGAAGCAAAUUCCCUACCCAAGAGGAAGCCUUUGAAGAAGUUAAUAAGGAAAAGCCAAUACAAGAGACGCAAGUAGCAAGAAAAGCGCAAGAAGUGGAGGACGAGGACAAAAGACAAGGGGACCAAGUCAAGAGAGUCCAGCAAGAAUUAGGCAACAGAGAGCCGCUUCAGGCCGAAAACGGCCGUUCCACCGUAGAAACUGAAAGUUACAGAGAAGAGGCUUCACCCAUGCAGGAAACGAUGGCCACAGACAAGUCUACGUCGGCAGAGAUGACAACUUGUCAGUUACAAACACCUGGGUCUGGUGAGAUAAAUGUUCAGAGUCUGUCGUCUGCUGGAACGCCAUCAGAAGAAAGAGAGAGCUCUUUUAUCAAGAAAUCGAAGGUCGAAACUAAAGAGCAGAGUGAAGAGGGAGGCAAAUUCCCUACCCAGGAGGAGGGUUUUGAAGAAUUUGAUAAGGCAAAGCCAAUACAAGAGACGCAAGAGUCAAGGAAACUGCAAGAAGUGAAGAACGAGGACAAACGACAAGUUGACCAAGUCGAAAGAGUCCAACAAGAAGUUGACAACGGAGAGCCACUUCAGACCGAAAAAGGCCGUUCCACCGGGAAAACUGAAAGUUACAAAGAAGAGGCCUCACCCAUACAGGAAACGAUGGCCGCAGGUAAGGGGCCUUUUGAAGAGACUGGACUUGAGGUUGGCGUGAAGAUACAACCUACAGACGAGAAGGAAUGAUAACUCCAUCGUAGAUGCUCACUGCCAAAAAUAAAAAAUAAUUAUGAAAAGUAGGAAUAGUUGUAGAAUACAACAUGUUAAUGGGAAGAUAUGCGGUUACCUUUUUUAUCUCACCAUCAAUCUUAUGCCGACAGUUAGGGCCUCCAGCUGUUUUCAGCAAUUAUAAGUUUUAGAUAUUGACAAUUGUUUCGCUUUGCGCAACAACUUGUGUGCUUAAGGCUUUAAGGGAUGAUUUUGUGUCCUAAUACUUAUAUGAAGAUUUUGCUAUAAUCACAGUAUACACAUCGAGAAAAUAGUGGGUAAAGUUUGUACUCGAGGCAAGUGGCCCACCCGGCUGAGUGGAACUUAUCCCGGUCUCCAUAGCAUGAAGUGAGUAAAAGUGUCACCACCCCCCACCCCGAUGGAAUGCCAGUCCAUCGCAAGGUUCCUCUCGGCAUUUCAUUAGGCUUCCCUGACAAUUUGCCAGUGCACAUUUAUAUUCCAGGGAGGAGAGGAGAGAGGCACUGUGAGAUAAAAGUGUUUUGCUGAAGCACGCAUUACGUUGACCGGGCCGUCUCGAACCCAGACCUCUUGCCGCAGAGUUUAGUGCACUGACCAUUAGACUCCUACAUCCCCACCAAAUACUAGUGGAUGGUUAACUUUAGCGUUUACUCAUUAUUAAUCCCAAGUAUUGGCCACGCUAUCACUGGCCAAUUUUACUGGUAGUUAGAGCCUUAACAUGCUUUCCAUUCUCAGCUAAGAAUGAGAGAUAACAUUUAUUAUUUCUACGUAUCUCUUUUUUAUUCGGUCUUUACGCCCUGAUCAUGAGCGAUUUUAUUUGGUCCUUCAAUUUUACCACAACUUCAAGAUGGAGGUUAAGUGCCAAAGAAACAUAAAGCACAUCACUUACAAAAUUAGAUGGUUCGAGCAUCCAGUGGGAAGUCGCUUAAAUUUAGAUUCAAACUGUGAUCCGCCUUUCAUUUUUGCAAAGGAAAUGUUCAUCCAGCUUUACCGGAAUAAUCAAAUCAAAUAUAAAGUAAAUGACAAAAUAUUGUAAUGAAAGAGAUGUAACCCACAGAAUGAUCUUUUCCAUGCUUUAGAAGUUAUAGCCUGCCUCGCCACGCCCAGGUAUCAAUCAGCCAUCAAUUAGCCUGUUCUCAGGUCCCAGACGUGCAUGAAGUAAAAUGAAUUGUGACGGUAAACAGCACAAUAGUAGAUCUUAAUAGUGGAAGAGUAAAAUUGCGAGGGAGGUUUGAUUUCGAACGGCUAAUAAUGAAUGCAACUCGACCCAAACCUCCCUUAUUUCCGCUCUGCUCCUGCUUUCUUGCUUUUCCCUAUUUCGCACGGAUUCCGCACAGUCUUACUUUUUGAACGCCUGGAAGAGGAUGGCCAUUAAUCUGUAACAACAGCUUAGAAAUUACCUGGGAUAUUUUUGAUGUCAGGUGGCGGUGUAGGUGGGGUAAUAGAGACCUUAAGCAAACCACGACGGCGACAGCAACGAAGACGUGGAAAAACGAAAGAUCUAAUUGGCAGAAAAAUAGCUCAGCACAUGCAUUUUAAAACUUAGAAAAUUUCUUAGCCGUCCUUUGCAAAACAACGUGAAUUCAACAAAAUUUCCGUCGUUUGCGAACUGUUAUGGAGAGCGUUGUGUUACACAAUUACUAAAAAUAGAACUGAAGAAGUUUCUGGAACUCUUAGUCAUGCUGACUCAAGAAGAACUCUUAAUGGAACUUGCUACGGAAAAAUUGUUUUCCAUCCUGGGUCAUAGACAAGAUCAUUUACAGGUAUCUAGCAAAGUAAAAUAAUC
Messenger RNA from Stylophora pistillata, 6752 nucleotides. RefSeq lists its product as uncharacterized. Gene Ontology annotation, cellular component: nuclear RNA-directed RNA polymerase complex. The record is from RefSeq and is a predicted model, not a curated record. Gene Ontology annotation, biological process: regulatory ncRNA-mediated heterochromatin formation. NCBI's taxonomy places the organism in Eukaryota, Metazoa, Cnidaria, Anthozoa, Scleractinia, Pocilloporidae. Gene Ontology annotation, molecular function: helicase activity.